CUCCUUGUAGUCCGCCAUAUUGGAGUGUAGUUCGGCUCCGCUCCGGUCGGUGUUUCGCUGUCUCCGCCGCGCGCUCUGCCAAUAUCCCCCGUGUUAGCGGUGACCCAGCGGGCCGGCCUGUCCUCUCCCGUCGCUGUCCGCUGAGCCGGGCUGUGUGUGCUCUCCCCCCCGGCCCGGCGCGGUGUGUUGUGCUCCCGGUAGCUCGGCAGGCGGCAGGUGGUGCUCGCUCAGAGAUGAGCCCGGCCGAUGCCAAGAGAGGGGCGAAGCGGAGGAAGAACAAGCGGGGCGGAGGCAGCGGCUCCGGGGAGGUGAAGGCCGCAAGCCUGCGGGCACAGCAUAGCGCAGCGGGCGGGGGCAGCCCCGGGGCAGGCCUGAUCUCCAGCCCACCCUGCAUAGCAAGCCCAUCACCCCCGGGGGCAGAGAUCGCUUUAAACGGUACACCUUUCUCAGAUGGGCCACUUGGUUCAGAGUUUACUGGCAUUCCCCAGGCUCCUUUUACUUUUGGCCUGGGUCAGAGAGCUCCUUACACAACAGGAGAACACUGCCUUCUUUGUAGAAGCGAACGUAAGGACAUCACACUUUCAGAGUGUGGCACUAAAAACUCAAGCAAAGUAGCACUUUCCUCAUCUCCAAAAGCCAAUGCCAAGAUGCACCUUCCUCUGUGGGUGUGCUCCGACUGCCGACGGACAGUUGAGAACGAGGAAAUACACACCACACAAGACCAAUCUGUAGUGAGUCAAGAUUUCCUUUUGCACAUGCCACCUGGAAACAGUGGAUCUAAGCAGGAAUCAGUUGGUGGAGGAAGAAUGCUUGUUGGCGCACAGAGCGUUCCGUCUACAGUGGCACUCAGUAAUUCCGGCCCUCCUGAUGUAGCAUGCAGUUGUGAGGCAUGUAAUGAGCGCAGGGAGAUUUCAGCAGAGACUGAACGGGAAUCCCAGCAGCUCCAAAACUAUUGGUCGGAUGUUCGGUACAUGAUUCGCUGCAUAUACCGUCAAGCGGGUACCCCUUUGGCAGAUGACCAGGACCAAUCUCUAGUGCCAGAAAAGGAUGGAAUGAAAGAUUUAGUUGAUAGGUUGUGUGAAAGAGAUCCUUACCAGCUAUAUCAACGCUUGGAGCAGCAGGCGCGGGAGUAUGUACUGGAAAUGAAAGUUCGCCUGCUCAAGCAUUUAUCCCUGGGUUUUAAGGUGACCUCCAGUAUACAGGGUCCUCCGCAAGCCCAUCAGUUCAUCUCCUUGCUGCUUGAAGAAUACAGUGCUCUAUGCCAAGCAGCAUGCACAAUUGGCACUUUUCUCAUCACCCUGGAAAAUGAACAUUUAAAGAAAUUCCAGGUCACUUGGGAAUUGCACAACAAGCACCUGUUUGAGAAUCUGGUAUUUUCUGAACCGCUGCUACAGAACAGUUUGCCAGCCCUGGUUUCACAGUUAAGGCUUGGAACGGCAUCCCAUGACUCCUAUAGUGAAGAUAUGUAUAGUACCUUGCUUCAAAGGUAUCAUCAACUUGAACAGGAAAUGGGCCAAAUUUCUGAAGAAUGGUUGGAAUGUCAGAAGAGAAUUGAUAAUUAUGUAGAUGAGCAGAUGGCAUUGAAAACCAAACAAAGAAUGCUAAAAGAAGAUUGGGAGUUCUUUAAGCAAAGGCGGUUUAUUGAAGAACAAUUAAAUAAUAAGAAAACAUUGACUGGGGAAAACAACUUUACUGACAAAAUGAGGCAUAUGUUAUCAACCCGUAUGUGUAUGUCAGACUGUCCAAACUGUAACUAUAGAAGAAGAUGUACUUGCGAUGACUGCAGCCUCUCUCACAUCCUUACUUGUGGUAUUAUGGACACACCAAUCACAGAUGAUAUCCACUUAAAUCCGUUACCACUACAAGUUGAAUCCACUCCAGAUUAUCUGUCAGAGAUACACCCUCCUAGUAUCUCUUCGGCCAGUUCAGGGUCCGCUUCCAGUUCACCCAUCACAAUCCAGCAGCACCCCAGACUUAUCCUUGCAGACAAUGGCUCUGCACCCACGUUUGGUAGUGAUGACGAGGAUGUUGCCCCUUUAUCAGCAAAAUUUGCUGAUAUUUACCCGUUAAAUAAUUAUGAUGAUGCAGAAGUUGUAGCCAACAUGAAUGGAAUUCACAGUGAACUCAACGGUGGUGGGGAGAACAUGGCUUUGAAAGAUGAGUCUCCUCCAGUGAGUAGCACCAGCAGUAGCUCCUCAGAGGCCGAUGAUGAUGAUGAAGAAGCUGAUGGGGAAAGUGGAGGCGAGCAGCACAAUCUCCCAAAAGAAGAUAUGCACUUAGGAAAGAGGUCACCUCGAAAAGAGGUUGGGAAAAUGGACAGUCCGCCUCCAUCUUACCUUAGUCCUCAGGGGGAUUCCGUUCCCAGUUCAUGUGAGUGUCAUGUGUGUAAGCAAGAAGCCUCUGGUCUAUCCCCAUCAGCCCUUGUAGGAGGACGUCUACCUGCUGGACAUCACUUUAUAAACCCUGAGAAGCCAGCCCACCCAGCACUUCACCUCUAUCCUCAUAUUCAUGGACAUUUACCCUUACAUACAAUCCCCCACUUGCCUCGACCACUCAUUCACCCUACGCUUUAUGCAACGUCUCCCUUUGCACACAAUAAGGCCUUGCCACCAACAACUGUUCAAAACCACACAAACAAGCAUCAAGUAUUUAAUGCUUCUUUGCAAGACCACAUGUAUCCAAGUUGCUUUGGGAAUUCUCCAGAAUGGAACCGGUCGAAGUUUAUAAGUCUCUGGGGUUCAGAAAUGAUGAAUGACAAGAACUGGAAUCCAGCUACUUUUUUACCAGACCCGCUUGCUGGGGGUGAUAUUUUAGGGCCAGCGCUCCCUGAAAUCAGACCUGAAGCACUUUCCACAGCACCUAGCAAUGACCCAACACCGGCACCAGACGUAAAGGAGAAAAAAAACACUGCCAAAAAGAAAUGUCUUUACAAUUUCCAGGAUGCCUUUAUAGAAGCAAAUAAGGUUGUUAUGGCAACCUCAUCUGCUACUUCCUCCGUUUCAUGCACUGCUACCACAGUCCAGUCUAGCAGCAACCAGUUUAAAGUGUCAUCGAAGAGGCCUUCUUCUAUAGGUGAAGUAUUUCACAAUAUCAAAGAGGACCACCGACAUAAUACUACGCCGAUUGCACCAAGAAACAGUCCUACAAGCUUAACCACUCCUCCCUCGCUGUCUCCUGGUUCACACUCUUCAGCUGCCACUCCCCACCUCCCAAAUAUUGCUGCUCAGCCAUUCCCCAAAACAGCUGCCACCGCCCCAGGGUUCGUCGAUCCACACUUAGGUUUUUGUCCAUCUACAGCUGCACCUCCUUCGUCUACGACAGACAGCUCGCUAAGUGCUCCUCCUAGCGUCUGCAGUGAUCCAGACUGUGAGGGACAUCGAUGUGAGAACAAUGGCGCUUAUGAACACCAGCAGUACGAUGGGGAGGAAAGUCAGGAUGAAGACAGCUGCUCAGAGCACAGCUCUAGUACAUCCACCUCAACCAACCAAAAGGAGGGGAAAUAUUGCGAUUGUUGUUACUGCGAGUUCUUCGGACACGGAGGGCCUCCAUCUGCGCCAACUAGUAGAAAUUACACAGAGAUGAGAGAAAAACUGCGCCUAAGGUUAACAAAAAGAAAAGAAGAGCAGCCGAAAAAAUCCGACCAGCUUUCUGAAAGGGACGGUGUUGUUGACCAUCGGAAAGUAGAAGACCUCGUGCAGUUCAUCAACAGUUCGGAGACCAAGCCAGUGAGCAGCUCCAGAGCAGCAAAACGGGCAAGGCACAAACAAAGAAAGGAUUAUGGGGCGAGCCCAGCAAUCAAUAUAAAUGUUAGCCAUGUGCUCGGCUCAGAGGGGAGCAUGCAGGAAACCUGCACCAGCACGGCUGAGGAACGGACUGACAAAGCAGAAGCUGAGCCGGACGGAGAACGACCGGGAAAGCAUCAGCUAGAGGAAAAGGCCCGACAGGAAGCGGAAGCCAGAGAGAGGGAAGAGCUCCAAAUGCUGGAAGAGCAGAGGCAAAGGGAAGAAGAGGAGAGACUAAAGCAAGAGAUACUGCGUCACCAGGAGUGCCAGGCUCACAAGAAAAAGAGAAGGGAGAGAUCCAGCAGAGACUCACAUAAGAUUGAACGAUUGACUUGCAAUUCUAUUUCCAAUAAGGAAUCUGCACAUAACUCCUCCGAGGUGAUACCUAAUGGAACUUUAGACCCAUCGGAGAUAAAGGAUACGUUACCUGCCCAGUUUCUUGGGAGACAGUGUCAUAAAAUAGAGCCGUUACUAGAGGCCAUCAACAAGCCACCAUACUCUGAAAUCAUGAGAGACCUAAAGCUUGAAAAAGAGAUGAAGAUGAAGCAGCAAGAACUCUCUCUGCUUUUAGACUUAGUCCAUCACAAGGAAAAUGGUGUCAAGCAGAAGCAGCCCAAGCCGCAAAUCCCCAAACCAAUCCUUGAACAAGUGAAAAAAGCUGAGGCUCCCAAGCUCAACGAAGUCCAACCAAAAACAAGGAACCAAAACGAAGCCAAAGUCAAAGCGGUGGAAGUGGCACCUGUUGUUGAACAGAAGGACGAUAAGAAAAUGAAUGGUAACAAUAAGAAGACACUUAACCAUGUCAAGGAGGACAAACCUCCUGCAGCAAACGAACCCCAGGCAGUCAGUGAGCAGCCACCCAACAACAAGCUGACCAGUGCAGAGUCACCCCAACCAAAGGGGAAAAACAAGAAAAACAAAAAGAAGAAAGGCGAAAAAGUCAAUAACUCAAUUGAUGAUGUAUUUCUUCCUAAAGAUAUUGAUCUGGACAGCGUGGAAAUGGAUGAGACCGAGAGAGAGGUGGAACACUUUAAAAGGUUCUGCUUAGACUCUGCCAGACAAACACGGCAAAGGCUUUCAAUCAACUGGUCUAACUUCAGCUUGAAGAAAACGACCUAUGCCGCACACUGACUUUCACCUUGUUAAUGGGGAAUCCCUGCCGGAACCAAUCCCACUGAUUUAUGCCCUGCUGUCUGAGCGCUUAUUCGGCCUUGAGCCAGUGCUGCCUUGCCUUCUUCCCAGUGCUGUGUGGAUCUGCACUGAAACCCCCCCCCCUUUCCGGCCUGAUAAUUCUCGCUGAUCUGAAAAACGAAAUGCCACUUUCUACCUGAAUUUGUUAGCUUGUGUGCUUGUAGUCUGUGUGUGAAGACUUUGGUUGUAGCAAUACGCUCUCUCCUUAUUGCCUUGGCCUCAGACUUAAGACUGGUUCCUUGGGUUUGGUGGAGGCAACAAAAAAGCUGUUUGCAUCAUUGACAGUGGCCCCCGUCACUUCUGCAGUAUGCUAUAUUUUAUUAUAUUGACUACUGGCAAAGCAACAGACAUCAAUGUGCUCAUCUGUUCCAGACUCUUUAAACCUCACGGAAAAGUAAAAACAAAACUCAUAGUAGACAAACAUUUCCCAAGUUCUCACAAUCUACUGUUUAAAAGAAGUGUACAAGAUACGCUUAUUUGUGUUUUUGAUUUUUUUUUUUCUCUCCAGACUUGUAGCCAGCUUGUGUAAGAAUACUUGCAGAAUGAGAAAGUAAAAGGAAAAAAAAAUUGAAAAAGGAAAAAAAUACUCACACUAUCAAUCUGUUAUAGAGUGUAUAAUUGUAUUAACACUGAUGCCCAAGUGGCUACUUUUUUAACAUAUUGUUAAGUAAUAUUAAAAUCAUGUCUUUCUUUUUGAAAGAUGGAAUACAUUA
Pelobates fuscus (common spadefoot toad) is the source of this 5686-nucleotide messenger RNA. RefSeq names its product family with sequence similarity 193 member A (gene FAM193A). The transcript is spliced from 23 exons. Lineage: Eukaryota; Metazoa; Chordata; Amphibia; Anura; Pelobatidae. Bases 234 to 4913 code for a protein of 1559 amino acids. The record is from RefSeq and is a predicted model, not a curated record.